GGGAGGAGAAUGUGAGAGGAGAGGAGCCCAGUUUCCAUCUAUUACCACAGGAAAACGCUGUGGUUUUAGACGCAACUUCAGUGUAUGAGUGGAAAACGUACAGCAGCAUGGUCAGCCGACUGGAACAUCCUGCUGCCGGCUACAGGAAGAUCUUUGAGACAGUGGAGGAGCUGAAUGAACCCAUACCUGCUAAAGUCACUGGUGUUUUACCGUCAUGGCUUGGUGGGAGUCUUCUGAGGAUGGGUCCAGGCCUUUUCGAGGUGGGGGGUGAACCUCUGCACCAUCUGUUUGAUGGACAGGCUAUUAUACACAAAUUUGACCUCAAGAAUGGUCAGGUGACUUACUACAGGAAGUUUAUUAAGACAGAUGCGUAUGUUCGUGCCAUGACAGAAAACAGAGUGGUCAUCACAGAGUUCGGAACAGCAGCGUACGCCGACCCCUGCAAGAACAUCUUCUCCAGAUUCUUUACCUACUUCAGAGGUAUUGAAGUGACUGAUAACUGCCUGGUGAACAUAUAUCCUAUUGGUGAAGACUUCUACGCUGUCACAGAGACAAACUACAUCACCAAAGUUGAUCCUGAUUCACUGGAGACUUUGAAGAAGGUGGACCUGUGUAAAUAUAUCUCAGUGAAUGGAGUGACAGCUCACCCCCACACUGAGGCAGAUGGUACGGUCUAUAACAUCGGCAACUGCUUCGGCAAGAACAUGAGUCUGGCUUACAACAUAGUCCGGAUCCCUCCUGCUCAGAAAGAUAAGUCAGACCCUGUGGAGAAAUCCCAGGUGGUGGUUCAACUCCCCAGCAGUGAGAGACUGAAGCCCUCCUAUGUCCACAGUUUCGGUAUGACGGAGAACCAUUUUGUGUUUGUGGAGCAGCCGGUGAAGAUCAACCUGCUCAAGUUCCUGUCGGCGUGGGGCCUCAGAGGAGCCACGUACAUGGACUGUUUCGAAUCCAAUGAAAGCAUGGGUACAUGGUUCCACUUGGCCACUAAAGACCCAGCAGGGUAUCUGAGCAGCCACAAGUUCAGAACAUCUGCUUUCAACCUUUUUCACCACAUCAACACAUAUGAAGACCAGGGAUUCAUCGUAGUCGACCUCUGCACAUGGAAAGGCCAUGACUUCGUGUACAACUACCUGUACCUCUCCAACCUGAGGCAGGAAUGGGAGGCAGUGAAGGAGGCAGCGAUGAGAGCUCCUCAGCCGGAAGUCAGACGAUACGUUCUGCCACUGGACAUCCACAGGGAGGAACAGGGAAAGAACCUGGUGUCGCUGCCUUACACCACAGCCACUGCUGUUCUUCACAGCGAUGGAACCAUCUGGCUGGAACCUGAGGUCCUUUUUUCUGGUCCCAGACAAGCCUUUGAGUUUCCACAAAUUAACUACUCGCGAUGUUGUGGAAAGAAAUAUUCAUUUGCCUACGGCCUCGGACUCAAUCACUUCAUCCCCGACAGAAUUGUCAAGCUGAACGUCAACACCAAAGAAACAUGGGUGUGGCAGGAGGAAGAGUGUUACCCAUCAGAACCACUGUUUGUGCCGACACCUGGAGCUACAGAUGAGGAUGAUGGUGUCCUGCUGAGCAUUGUGGUAAAGCCUGGUGCAGACAGACCAGGCUUCCUGUUGGUCCUGGACGCCAUGAAACUAACAGAGAUCGCCAGAGCAGAGGUCGACACCAUCAUCCCUGUGACUCUUCAUGGAACCUACAAACCAUGACCUUCACUUCAAUGUAACCAGAUCAAGACUUAUCCUGAAAUACAAGAGUCGUACUCCAGCAAACAGCCUAGAUUAUGGGUCAGCAGGACUCUAAAUAUAAUGCUUUGAUCAAGUACGUCAACUGCAACGCAAUCAUAAUCCAAAACUGGAUAUGUUUGGUUUUGGAUUUUGGUGUAGUAAAACACCAGUGGUGUUGUGUUAUCAGUGGAAAGGUUUGUCAUAGACCUGAGAAAUUAAUUCACCACUACAUUACAGAAUGUACAGUCUGUAAUUUCUGCAGCUAUGGGGUCUCAUAAUCAAAAUAAUACCAGUAUGUGCAGUAGUAGAUGGCCGUGUGAAUGAGCUGUUUUCACCGCUACUAUAUGAAGAUGUAUCAAAGGUAAGGGUUAGGGCUGUACGAUUUUGACCAAAAAUAAAAUCCCAAUUUUUGUCCUUUAAAAACUCAAUUUUCAAUUUUUGGGUAAAAUUACAAAAGACAACAGAUGUCAGCAUGUCGUUUUCGUAUGCAGCCCACAAUGCAAUGCACUGCUCCCACUCUGGUACGUGAUGAUGUUUGAGGUGCUGAAAUAAGUUGGUUGUGCUGCUGACAUUGACAGAUGCCGCCUUCAGACUGCCGAAGAUUUUUUGCACAGUACUGUCGAAUGCAGGGAGGGAGUAUUAGAAGAGCAGGGCCACACCGAAGAUGAAAAAGUAUUUCAUUUAUAGAAUUAAGUUGGAAUUUUUCAUGAAAAAUGCCAUCACAUUAUGGACAGAAUGAAUGACUUUAUCUUCAUAACCUUAUAACUUUUUCCCCAAAAUAUUACUAUUUUUCUUAUAUCAUUAUGGCUUUAUCUCAUAAAGAUUCCGUGCUACUUUUGUGGAAGUUCCCAAAUGAUGUUUUCUCUAUUUUUAACUUUUCUUAAGUGAUUUAUCACCAUUUAUUACAAUAUUGUACUCAGUAUCUUGCAUUCUUAAGUGAAAAU
Molecule: messenger RNA, 2668 nt
Organism: Sphaeramia orbicularis (orbiculate cardinalfish)
Lineage: Eukaryota; Metazoa; Chordata; Actinopteri; Kurtiformes; Apogonidae
Product: retinal Mueller cells isomerohydrolase-like
Exons: 14
Coding region: 108-1706 (532 amino acids)
Biological process (GO): zeaxanthin biosynthetic process; retinal metabolic process
Molecular function (GO): all-trans-retinyl-ester hydrolase, 11-cis retinol forming activity; beta-carotene 15,15'-dioxygenase activity; retinol isomerase activity
Source: RefSeq, a predicted model, not a curated record